GUGAUUGAGGAAGGCAAAAGCAGCAGUUGAUGAGAUCAAUGCUCAAGUGCCUUUUGAAACCCUCUCAGGAAAUUGUGCCCACUGUCUUCUAAUACCACUCUUUAACAAACUGUGCAUCACCCUUACAAACACACAGACUGAAGAUGUCUGCUGCUAUCUUCAAUUCUCCGGUUGCUGCAUCUGGUUACGUUGGCUUAGCAACCAACCCUUCAAAAAUUUUCCCAGCUAAAGACUCUAUCGGAUGGACCAAGAAAACCGUCUCCAAUGGUUCAAGAACUUGCUGCAUGAAGACGUGGAACCCGAUCAACAACAAGAAAUUUGAGACUCUGUCUUACCUCCCACCACUCUCUGAUGAUUCAAUUGCAAAGGAGAUUGACUACAUGCUCAAGAAGGGAUGGAUCCCUUGCCUUGAAUUUGAUGAGGUGGGUUAUGUUCAUAGGGAGAAUAGCAGGAUGCCAGGGUACUAUGAUGGAAGAUACUGGACAUUGUGGAAGCUACCCAUGUUUGGUUGUACCGACCCUUCUCUGGUGCUCAAUGAAAUCCAAGAGUGCAAAAAAACGUACCCAAAUGCUUAUAUACGCUGUUUAGCAUUUGACAACCAGAACCAGGGUCAGUGCAUGUCCUUUAUCAUUCAGAAGCCAACCAUCGCGGCCACCAACAGUGCUUGAAGGCAAAAUACAGUCUUCUUUCCAAGAACUCAGUUUUCACAUUCUCGCAGUUUUCUUCUUUUUCCUGUGGUAUGUAUGCAAAAGAAUGGUUUAUAGUUGUAGUCCCCUGUUUUGGGAAGUAUAAUAAGAAGGUUGGUUAUAAUAAACGCCUUUGUUUCUGUAGUGAA
Rosa chinensis is the source of this 835-nucleotide messenger RNA. RefSeq names its product ribulose bisphosphate carboxylase small chain clone 512. Bases 144 to 668 code for a protein of 174 amino acids. The transcript is spliced from 4 exons. NCBI's taxonomy places the organism in Eukaryota, Viridiplantae, Streptophyta, Magnoliopsida, Rosales, Rosaceae. The record is from RefSeq and is a predicted model, not a curated record.